Sinocyclocheilus grahami is the source of this 542-nucleotide messenger RNA. RefSeq names its product transmembrane protein 14C-like. Gene Ontology annotation, cellular component: mitochondrial membrane. Gene Ontology annotation, biological process: regulation of heme biosynthetic process. The transcript has 4 exons. Bases 128 to 451 code for a protein of 107 amino acids. NCBI's taxonomy places the organism in Eukaryota, Metazoa, Chordata, Actinopteri, Cypriniformes, Cyprinidae. The record is from RefSeq and is a predicted model, not a curated record.
ACGUACGUCAGGAACGUAAGUUUUCAUUGGCGUUUCAGAACGUUUGCGCAGCACACAACAAGUCGACCGCGAGCACCACCAGGCAAGGACUUUCGUCAGAACAGAUUCUCAGGCAGCGGUGUUGAUAAUGGCAGUGGACUGGGCUGGAUAUGGAUACGCAGCACUAGUAGCAUCUGGAGGAGUCAUAGGAUACGUCAAAGCAGGCAGUGUCCCGUCCCUGGCAGCAGGGCUGCUCUUUGGUGGUUUGGCUGGUUUUGGUGCUUACCAGACAUCACAAGAUCCCAAAAAUAUUUUCCCUCUCUUAGCUGCAUCUGGGACACUUGCUGCUAUCAUGGGCAAGAGAUUCUAUAACUCACGCAAAAUCAUUCCUGCUGGUCUUAUUGCUGGAGCUAGUGUGCUGAUGCUGGCAAAACUCGGAGCCGGAAUGCUACAGAAACCUCAGCAAUCAUGAUACCCAAACAGAAAUCACUGUCUGCUUUCAUUCAAACAUAAUUGUCUUUGAACAACAUGUCAUUAAAGCUCAUUGUCAUAUUUUGUAUAAA